UCGUCGAACGUCAGUUUGACUGAAAGUUUUUUUUUCAUUGUUGCUAUUGGUUUUUCUUCUAUUCAAGCCACAGGCAGAAUCAAGAAUAUAUUUUCCAUAAAAAUAUGUGAAUGGAAAGUUUCUCGGUUUCAAGUCUCUUAAUUUACAAUUUUACAAAAUGUUUAAGACAGUGCCAAACACGAAAUUUAUGUUUAUGGCCAUGGUGCAAGCCGGUUGUAUUGGACACUGUGUUUUUGAGUAUUUGGCCAAUUUGGUUACGACAAGUGGACCAUCGAUGGAACCAGCGAUAACACCAAAUAGUAUCCUCCUUACUGAACGAAUCAGUAAACGAUUACAGAUCUAUGAACACGGUGACAUUGUUAUUGCCAAGAGUCCGAUCGAUCCAGAAAUGUUGGUGUGCAAACGAGUUGUGGGUUUGCCUGGUGACAAAAUUUAUAUGAAACCUCGCAUAAGCUUUAAUCCAUUUGGCACCUCUAAAUCAGAAGUUAAACCAUUAUUCAAAGAUGAUGAACUAAAAGACAUCAUGCCAUUCAUUGAUGCCGAAGAAGAAAAUGCAUUCAAUACGGACAAAUCAAAACACAUUAACAAUCAAGACUCAGCCAUGAGAACAUUUCGCAGUCAAGUGAUAAUCGUACCAAAGGGACAUUUAUGGCUUGAAGGUGAUAACAGCGAAAAUUCGAUUGAUUCGCGCACGUACGGUCCGGUCCCAAUGGGGUUGAUUCAAAGUCGAGCUGCAUUUCGAUUAUAUCCCGAUUUUACGGUUAUAUCCAAUAAUAAUAACUAGCCACAUAGUCCAUAUAUGACAUGGCUUACCAUUAGAUUUUUAUGUUGACAAAUAUUUUUUCAAUAAAAUUCAUAUCUAUGUGUGAUUAA
Molecule: messenger RNA, 873 nt
Organism: Contarinia nasturtii (swede midge)
Lineage: Eukaryota; Metazoa; Arthropoda; Insecta; Diptera; Cecidomyiidae
Product: mitochondrial inner membrane protease subunit 1
Exons: 2
Coding region: 158-784 (208 amino acids)
Cellular component (GO): membrane; mitochondrial inner membrane peptidase complex
Molecular function (GO): serine-type endopeptidase activity
Source: RefSeq, a predicted model, not a curated record